Pseudomassariella vexata is the source of this 432-nucleotide messenger RNA. RefSeq lists its product as uncharacterized. The transcript is spliced from 2 exons. Lineage: Eukaryota; Fungi; Ascomycota; Sordariomycetes; Amphisphaeriales; Pseudomassariaceae. The coding region runs from base 1 to 432 and encodes 143 amino acids. The record is from RefSeq and is a predicted model, not a curated record.
AUGCAGCUCAAGAACACCGCCCUCCUCAUCCUCGCAAGCGCCUUCGUCGUCUUGGCCAGUCUUCCUCGCACCUUUGAGCUCCUCGCCUUUAAAGAUGAAGUUCAAGUCGGAUGUGUCAACAACCGUGGAAAUUUCAUAACCAACCACUUGUACUGCAUCCCCUUCAACUCCAACGUGACCGUUGAUCCCACCACAAUCACGGCCUACAAUAAGUGUAGCUGUGCUGAUGGCAUGCUCAACUGCUACAACCCUCAGGGUGCUCCUUCUCUGUUCACGAAAUCUGGUGCUGAUAUGUCGCUCGAUGGCUUUGGUACUGCGUUCUCGGUGGACUCUUGGCCUGUUUCCACAGAUGAAAUCAUUGGAGUUCCAUUGAAGGUUGGCAUUGGUAUGAAUGGCACAAUUAUACUCCAGGUCAAGGCAGUCUCGGGGUAA